UUCAUUGGUCUGUCUCUUCCUCGCCUAGCGCCACUCAGCAGCGCCUCCUCUUCCUUGGGUCCAGCCCUUUCGGUCCCUUCUCAACUCUGGUUGUGUAAGAUUGCGUCGUCACGGUAACUGCCUGCCCCACAGAGGUCUAGCUAUGGCUUGGAGAGAUGGCUGGAGCUCUGCGGGUCCUGGCGCUCAGAUCGCUCAGGUCCAGUCCCCUGCGCCCUCAAUAACUAUCCUGCAGUCUCUUCCACUGGCUUGGGUACCUCCUCACCAGCCAGGAAACAUGAAGGAAGACCUACAGGAGCUGAUGAUGCUGCAGAAUAUUCAGAUGCACCAACUGCUCAUGAACCGCCUAGCAAUGAGUGCCCUUGACUCCAAGCUCCUUACUUCCCAGGUCUACCAGCUGAGCUUGGAGGAUGACGAGGAAGAGGAAGAAGAGGAGGAGAUGCUGGUGUUUCACCACCAUUACCUGCCUUGGUCAACCCCAGCCCCAGUCCCCCUGCUUCCCUGUCCAGUGCUAGACCCACGUCAGUCAUGGCUCCCGGAGAUUUCAGAGAUUAGGAAUCCUCCUCAAGACUCACAGAUCAUUUCAUCUGCCAGAAGAGGAAUACCCCCACCUCCACCACCCAGCGCCACGGGGACAGUGGGUGCUGAUGUACCACCUGCCUCAGGUAGGGCUCUAUUCCAGCCCAUUUUCAAUCUUUUGCAUUUGGCAAGGUUGGGAAGAGGCAGGCCUGGGACCAAGAAUGGGUAGUAAAAGAAAUCUGACUUUAAGCUUUCGGGGAAGUGUUUGUGUUCUACCAAACACUCUUCUGUACUCAACAUGGUUGUGUCUGUUGACUUGGUAAUAAGAUGAACUGCAUGCUGAAAGGGAGUUUAAUUCUAUUGUUUGCUUGCUCCGCUUCACUCUUACUAAUUGGCUGCUCAUGCAGGUCUCCUUCCUUAGCCACUAUUUGUCUAAAGACCUUUCUGAUCCUUCGCUUUUUCCCAUACCAAAAGGGUUACUUUCUCCUUAGACUACUAUGACGUGGCAGAGGGACAAUUGUGACACCACCCCCAGUGGACCGGCUUCUCUAUAUGGUAGGAGAGUCUCAUAUUCUACAACUUCCCAUCUUGGGCAGCUACAGACAAGGCAACCUGUGAAGCCAAGAGACCCACCUUCCACUUUUCUUUUUCUCCUAGCUGCACACCUCCUGCAUGUCUCCCUGCUCCCUCAUGCUCCCUGCAGUCCUUCAACUUCUCAGUCCUAAACUGUAUCCCAAAAUGACUUACUAGAUGAGGGCCAGUGCCAAGAGUAAUCCUGGUCUAAAUCCAGUGUUUCAGGGAGGUAGGACAGAAAUAAAAAGCCAGGGAAUAAACAGUAGGGUUCCCUUCUCUUCUCCCUCUAUUUCUCUAUCUGCCAACUAUCACAACUCCCAUCUGCGCCCACCUUCUCCAACCCUGUUUACCUGGGCAGUAGUAGACCUUCCACUUCUCAACCCAGGCACUGAGUCUACCUUCAGAACCUGUACAUUUCUCCUUUUCCACUGUCAUAUUUAGCCGUUGAAGGGAUUUUAGAGACCAUUUAAUCUAAUCCUGUUACUUUUCAGAUGAGGAAGCAAGAUCCAGAAGAAAGGAAGGACUGAUUUGUCCAAAGUUGCACAGAUAGUAAAUGGAUCACUUGAAUUCUAAACCAAGGUCUUCUGACUAUCAAGUCAGUAUCUUUUGCUUCUGUCUGACAUCGUCUCCAACUUUGAGGGAAUAAUGUGGAAGGGAUUGUGAAUGAUUUAGCAUGGUGUAUGGGAGGGGAGUGGACACUUGUUGACAAGUAAAUACUGACCCUAACCAGAUUUCAAGACCAACUUUGGAAAAGAACAGGGUGAGUCACAGGGGGCCAGGGAAGAGACAUCAGAAGACUUAGGAGCAAGGGAGAUAGAAAUGUUGCAGUUUUGCCCUUUCCUCCACUCCCUUCAUCUUAAUUCUUAUAGCCCUUCUCAGGAGAUCAGAGGUAAGAUCAAAUCCCAGAAGGAAUUGCUCACAGCCAGACCCAUCAUGGAGAAUUUCUGCCUAGACAUCUCUCUGAGACUUCAUCAAGGGGUGGGGGUGAGGGAGAUUAAGGGCAAUGAGAUGGGGCUUAUCCACAGAGAAAGUUUUACUACUUUACCUGUCACCCCUAGAGGAUCCUCAUCCUGACUCUUUCUGAUGUCAGGCUCUUAGGGACUUCCCUCUGCCUGCCUUUAUUCUAUCAGCCCCAAAAAUGUCAGAAAGGACAAUGUGUCUAGGGCAGAAACUAGUGGCCCUGAAGGUGGAAUUGUGGAGGGGAAAGAUCAAGGAGGAUGUAAUGGAGGAAUGGUAAAAAGGUCUGGUUGGGCAGCAAAGGAGAGAAAAGUUAAAUCCAACAAGUUUAUAAAUACAUUCUAUUUGUAGAUUUUAAUCUCUAAAGAAAACAAUUAAACCAUAAAUCAAGAUUGGGAA
Messenger RNA from Monodelphis domestica (gray short-tailed opossum), 2445 nucleotides. The record is from RefSeq and is a predicted model, not a curated record. NCBI's taxonomy places the organism in Eukaryota, Metazoa, Chordata, Mammalia, Didelphimorphia, Didelphidae.